AUGCCACAACUGGAAAUGUCGAUUAAAGCGUCGUUACAGCGCUGGGAAUCCGCCAACCGAUUAACUGAGGCCGGUUUAAAAACGUUACAAAAGUGGUACAAUACAACAACUGGGCUGUGGGAGACGACUGGAUGGUGGAAUGGCGGGAACUGCCUUACAACCAUCGCCGAUCUUGCGAUUUUUGAUGAGCAGGCUGCUUCCGUCGGGCACACUGUUCUCCUUACAACAUUCGCCAAGGCACAGAAGGCGAACUUCCAGUUCCACAAAAGAAUUCUCCCAAAUGAAGAUAUCUUUGAGGACAUGAAUCGUGGGUGGGAUGACAGCCGGUGCGGUGGUGGUAUAUGGUGGGAUAAGAAUCAAACAGCAUUGGUUGCAAUUGCGAACGAACUCUUUAUGAGCGUGGCAGCGCAUCUCGCCACUCGAGUCCAUCACAAAGCAAACCAUUACCACAGGUGGGCAACAAAGGGAUGGUACUGGUUCAAGAAGACUGGCAUGAUCAAUGAACGGAAUAACGUAAAUGAUGGGAUAGACCUGAAGACCUGCCAGAACAACCGUGGGAUUGUAUGGUCAUAUAACCAAGGAGUCAUUCUUGGUGCGCUGGUUGAGCUCUCCAGGGCUUCCCCUAUCCCCGACUACUCCUUCAUUGCUCAAGCACACACCAUUGCCUUUGCAGCAAUCAACACCUUAGCGGAUGAGAAAGGCAUCUUAUACGACCCUUGUGAACCGGACUGCGGUGCUGACGGUCCCCAAUUCAAGGGAAUUUUCAUGCGAAAUCUUCAAAUAUUGCACAAAGUCGCCCCAAGAGUAGAGUACCAAAUAUUUAUCGAAGAGAACGCACGGUCAAUUUGGCAGAAUGCUAAAAACGAAAAGGACCAGUUUGGCGUGAACUGGGUUGGGCCAUUUGCGGGCCCUGCGCUUGCAUCGACCCAAAGCGCCGCACUUGAUGCACUGGUGGCGGCGGCAGCAAUACGUCGAUGA
This is a messenger RNA of Histoplasma mississippiense, 978 nucleotides long. RefSeq lists its product with no specific name. NCBI's taxonomy places the organism in Eukaryota, Fungi, Ascomycota, Eurotiomycetes, Onygenales, Ajellomycetaceae. Bases 1 to 978 code for a protein of 325 amino acids. The record is from RefSeq and is a predicted model, not a curated record. Gene Ontology annotation, biological process: carbohydrate metabolic process. The transcript has 3 exons.